GCUGAUAGCCGUUCAGCAAUUGGAAAAAUGGCAGCGCACAGGUGCAAUAUUGUUGUGCUGGCGUUCGUUCUUUGUGGAUUAACAUAUGUGUUUGUUACAGCAGACAUACAAGACACAAAUAAUGUGAAAGAUGAUGAAAGCGGCGCCGUUGAUAGUGCACCGAAGACGAAUAUAGGCGCGUCACUGCAAUCAACUAAAACCGAGGACCAAACCCAGGCUACGGAAGAGGAGAGGCAAUGGGAGGCUACCAAGGCCGAAACGAAUCCAGCAGAUGCUCCAAGCGACAACAAAGCUGACCAUGUCCAUGAUACCAUCCAAAACCCUGACAGUACUCCAACACCGCCUGCAAAAGACCAAACCCAAGAGGCAGCAGAAGAAGAGAGGCAAUGGGAGGCUACCGAGGUCAAAGAAGCUGACCAUGUCCCUGACACCAUGCAAACCCCAGACGUCCCUCCACCAACGCCCGCAAAAGACCAGUUUCAGGAAGAGUUGGUGAUCAGACCAUUGCAUUCUGGGGAUAUCUAUGCCAGCUUCCAGUUCCGCACCCUGUGGGAUACAGACUUCUUGCGUGGAAGUAAAGGUAGAGUUUGAUUUAAUAUGCUGUUUGGGUCACAUCAUCUUCUAUCCUCUAUCUAGUAGUCACACAGGGACACCACCAGUCGUAAGUGCAAAUCCAGCACAGGAGGUUGGUGGCAUCUUAAUUGGGGAGGAUGGGCUCGUGGUAAGGUCAGGAGCAGAGUAAGUGGAAUGGUAUCAAAUACAUGGUUUCCAUGUGUUUGAUGCCAUUCCAUUUGCUCCGUUCCAGCCAUUAUUAUGAGUCGUCCUCCCCUCAGCAGCCUCCACUGAUCGUCAUGGUCCUGUAGACCCACAGAGCAGGCUUUUGUUCCAGCCCAGCACUAAACAUUUUAUUCAACCAAUCAAGGGCUUGAUGAGUUGAAUAUUUGAACCAGGUGUGUUAUUGCUGCUGGGCUAUGUUGACUGUAGCAGUGCAUUCAUUGUCAUCAGUACAUGGGACCUAGGCCUAAUUUGAAUGAGUUAUGUCCAGUGCACACUUUUGGGAGAUUAUAGGCCUAGAUCUGGUACGUGCACACACCUAAACCCAAGGACGGAUUUUACGAACUAUGAAUCAAGUCAACAUAUUAGUGUUCUAUGAAACUCACUGUUUCCCCCCAAAAUUUCAUUUUCAGUCUCCCACUACCGACUCUUCCCAAAAUCGCUGGGCCAGGUGAUUUCAAAGUUCUCUGUGCGGGAGCUCCACAUCUCCUUCACUCAGGGCUACUGGAGGACCAUGCAGUGGGGCCAGCCCUUCCUACCAUCGCCCCCUGGUGCUGAACUGUGGGUAUGGUUCCAGGACACUGUCACUGAGUGAGUAUAUAAUAUACUGUAUAUUUAUCUAUACAAGUUCACUUUCCUUAUUGUUGAAGAUAAUGGAGUAGCUUUAGAUCUGUCGAAUCAUGCUUAGUCGGUUUUGGUCUCAACAAGAGCUGUAUAUAUGAAUACAUAUGUGUGGCUCUAGGGUUGUUCCAUAUGAUUUUAAAUACUUUUUGGCUCCACCCCUUUUGAUUUGAACGAAAUCGCCAUACAUGUUUGCCCAUGGUAGAAGUUAUCAUAAAGUGACUUCAAAUGGAUAUCAAACUCAACCAUUUAUAUUUUUCAGUGACGAAGGCACGGUGGCUGUAUCAUGGUGGGGUAUGCAAAAUGGGUCAACUUUGAGCACCUCUAUCUCCUUACUGUUUUGGCAUUCAAGUCCAGAAAGGCCCUUUCUGACUACUUCUGCCAUGGGUAAACGUGUAUGGAAGGUUUCGUUCAAAUCAAAAGGGCUGCAGUCAGAAAGUAAUUGAAAUCAUAUAGAACGACCCUGUAGUCUCACCCAUUUUGUAAACUAUGACCGCAGGUACCGCUGUCAUCUGGUCCAUUGAGUCUUAGACCAUUAAGGUAUCACAACAUUUGACAGGCAUGUCUUUCUUGUGACUGGUGGCAGAUACUGCCAUUUUACCCAUUGUAAUUUCUCCCAAACUAUAUCGGCAUUAAAGUGAUAUAGUUGUCUAUUAAAGUGAAUGUCCACUGAAGUGAAUGAUCCAGUGCCUUCAAAAAGUUUAUAUAGUAUAUAUUAUAUAAGUGUUGAAUCACCUUUGGCAGCGAUUACAGCUGUGAUUCUUUCUGGUAAGUCUAAGAGCUUUGCACACUUGGAUUGUACAAUAUUUGCCUAUUUUAUUAUUUAAAAAAUGUGUCAAGCUCUGUCAAGGUGGUUGUAGAUCAUUGCUAGACAAUUCUUGCCAUAUACACUGCUAAAAAAAAAUCAAGGGAACACUUAAACAACACAUCCUAGAUCUGAAUGAAUGAAAUAAUCUUAUUAAAUACUUUUUUCUUUACAUAGUUGAAUGUGCUGACAACAAAAUCAAAAAAUUAUCAAUGGAAAUCAAAUGUAUCAACCCAUGGAGGUCUGGAUUUGGAGUCACCCUCAAAAUUAAAGUGGAAAACCACACUACAGGCUGAUCCAACUUUGAUGUAAUGUCCUUAAAACAAGUCAAAAUGAGGCUCAGUAGUGUGUGUGGCCUCCACAUGCCUGUAUGACCUCCCUACAACGCCUGGGCAUACUCCUGAUGAGGAGUAUACUCCUGAUGCCAACUCCUGGACAGUCUGUGGUGCAACGUGGCGUUGGUGGAUGGAGCGAGACAUGAUGUCUCAGAUGUGCUCAAUUGGAUUCAGGUCUGGGGAACGGGCGGGCCAGUCCAUAGCAUCAAUGCCUUCCUCUUGCAGGAACUGCUGACACACUCCAGCCACAUGAGGUCUAGCAUUGUCUUGCAUUAGGAGGAACCCAGGGCCAACCGCACCAGCAUAUGGUCUCACAAGGGGUCUGAGGAUCUCAUCUCGGUACCUAAUGGCAGUCAGGCUACCUCUGGCGAGCACAUGGAGGGCUGUGCGGCCCCCCAAAGAAAUGCCACCCCACACCAUGACUGACCCACCGCCAAACCGGUCAUGCUGGAGGAUGUAGCAGGCAGCAGAACGUUCUCCAUGGCGUCUCCAGACUCGGUCACGUCUGUCACAUGUGCUCAGUGUGAACUUGCUUUCAUCUGUGAAGAGCACAGAGUGCCAGUGGCGAAUUUGCCAAUCUUGGUGUUCUCUGGCAAAUGCCAAACGUCCUGCACGGUGUUGGGCUGUAAGCACAACCCCCACCUGUGGACGUCGGGCCCUCAUACCACCCUCAUGGAGUCUGUUUCUGACCAUUUGAGCAGACACAUGCACAUUUGUUGCCUGCUGGAGGUCAUUUUGCAGGGCUCUGGCAGUGCUCCACCUGCUCCUCCUUGCACAAAGGCGGAGGUAGCGGUCCUGCUGCUGGGUUGUUGCCCUCCUACGGCCUCCUCCACGUCUCCUGAUGUACUGGCCUGUCUCCUGGUAGCGCCUCCAUGCUCUGGACACUACGCUGAACAGACACAGCAAACCUUCUUGCCACAGCUCGCAUUGAUGUGCCAUCCUGGAUGAGCUGCACUACCUGAGCCACUUGUGUGGGUUGUAGACUCAGUCUCAUGCUACCACUAGAGUGAAAGCACCGCCAGCAUUCAAAAGUGACCAAAACAUCAGCCAGGAAGCAUAGGAACUGAGAAGUGGUCUGUGGUCACCACCUGCAAAAGCAGUCCUUUAUUGGGGGUGUCUUGCUAAUUGCCUAUAAUUUCCACCUUUUGUCUAUUCCAUUUGCACAACAGCAUGUGAAAUUUAUUGUCAAUCAGUGUUGCUUCCUAAGUGGACAGUUUGAUUUCACAGAAGUGUGAUUGACUUGGAGUUACAUUGUGGUGUUUAAGUGUUCCCUUAAUUUUUUUGAGCAGUGUAUUUUCAAGCUGUUUUUAAGUCAAAACUGUAACUCAGGAACAUUCAAUGUCAACUUGUUAAGCAACUCCAGUGUAUAUUUGGCCUUGUGUUUUAGGUUAUUGUCCCUGCUGAAAGGUGAAUUUGUCUCCCCAGUGUCUGUUGUAAAGCAGACUGAACCAGGUUUUCCUCUAGGAUUUUGCCUGUACUUAGCUCUAUUCUGUUUCUUUUUAUCCUAAAAAAGCUGUCAUGUGUUGUUGGAUUUUCCCCAAACAUACAGUUGAAGUCGGAAGUUUACAUACACCUUAGCCAAAUACAUUUAAACUCAGUUUUUCACAAUUCCUGACAUUUAAUCCUAGUAAAAAUUCCCUGUCUUAGGUCAGUUAGGAUCACCACUUUUAUUUUAAGAAUGUGAAAUGUCAGAAUAAGAGUAGAGUGAUUUAUUUCAGCUUUUAUUUAUUUCAUCACAUUCCCAGUGGGUCAGAAGUUUACAUACACUCAAUUAGUAUUUUGGUAGCAUUGCCUUUAAAUUGUUUAACUUGGGUCAAACGUUUCGGGUAGCCUUCCACAAGCUUCCCACAAUAAGUUGGGUGAAUUUUGUCCCAUUCCUCCUGACAGAGCUGGUUUAACUGAGUCAGGUUUGUAGGCCUCCUUGCUCGCACACGCCUUUUCAGUUCUGCCCACACAUUUUCUAUAGGAUUGAGGUCAGAGCUUUGUGAUGGCCACUCUAAUACCUUGACUUUGUUGUGCUUAAGCCAUUUUGCCACAACUUUGGAAGUAUGCUUGGGGUCGUUGUCCAUUUGGAAGACCCAUUUGUGACCAAGCUUUAACUUCCUGACUGAUGUCUUGAGAUGUUGCUUCAAUAUAUCGACAUAAUUUUCCUUCCACAUGAUUCCAUCUAUUUUGUGAAGUGCACCAGUCCCUCCUGCAGCAAAGCACCCCCCCAGCAUGAUGCUGCCACCCCCAUGCUUCACGGUUGGGAUGGUGUUCUUCGGCUUGCAAGCUCACCUUUUUCCUCCAAACAUAACGAUGGUCAUUAUGGCCAAACAGUUCUAUUUUUGUUUCAUCAGACCAGAGGACAUUUCUCCAAAAAGUACGAUCUUUGUCCCCAUGUGCAGUUGCAAACCGUAGUCUGGCUUUUUUUAUGGCGGUUUUGGAGCAGUGGCUUCGUCCUUGCUGAGCGGCCUUUCAGGUUAUGUCAAUAUAGGACUAGUUUUACUGUGGAUAUAGAUACUUUUGUACCUGUUUCUUCCAGCAUCUUCACAAGGUCCUUUACUGUUGUUCUGGGAUUGAUUUGCACUUUUCGCACCAAAGUACGUUCAUCUCUAGGAAACAGAACGCGUCUCCUUCCUAAGCGGUAUGACGGCUGCGUGGUCCCAUGGUGUUUAUACUUGCGUACUAUUGUUUGUACAGAGGAUUGUGGUACCUUCAGGCAUUUGGAAAUUGCUCCCAAGGAUGAACCAGACUUGUGGAGGUCUACAAUUUUUUUUUCUGAGGUCUUGGCUGAUAUCUUUUGAUUUUCCUAUGAUGUCAAGCAAAGAUGCACUGAGUUUGAAGGUAGGCCUUGAAAUACAUCCACAGGUACAUCUCCAAUUGACUCAAAUUAUGUCAAUUAGCCUAUCAGAAGCUUCUGAAGCCAUUACAUCAUUUUCUGGAAUUUUCCAAGCUGUUUAAAGGCACAGUCAAUUUAGUGUAUGUAAACUUCUGACCUACUGGAAUUGUGAUACAGUGAAUUAUAAGUGAAAUAAUCUGUCUGUAAACAAUUGUUGGAAAAAUUACUUGUGUCAUGCACAAAGUAGGUGUCCUAACCGACUUGCCAAAACUAUAGUUUGUUAACAAGAAAUUAGUGGAGUGGUUGAAAAACUAUUUCUAAUGACUCCAACCUAAGUGUAUGUAAACUUACGAGUUCAACUGUAACACUUUGUAUCCAGGACAUAAAGUUAAUUUCUUUGUCACAUUUUUUGCAGUUUUACUUUAGUGCCUUAUUGCAAACAGGAUGCAUGUUUUGGAAUAUUAUUUAUAUACAAAUUCCUUCUUUUCACUCUGUCAUUUAUGUUAGUAUUGUGGACUAGGCCUAAUUACAAUGUUGUUGAUCCAUCCUCAGUUAUCUCCUGCCACAGCCAUUAAACUAUGUAACUGUUUUAAAAUCACCAUUGGCGUCAUGGUGAAAUCCCUGAGCGGUUUCCUUCCUUUCCGGCAACUGAUUUAGGAAGGGCGCCUGUAUCUUUUGUAGUGACGGGGUGUAUUGAUACACCAUUCAAAGUGUAAUGAAUAACUUCUCCAUGCUCAAAGGGAUAUUCAAUGUCUGUUUUAUAUUUUAUUUUUACCCAUCUACCAAUAGGUGCCCUUCUUUGCGAACCAUAGGAAAACCUCCCUGGUCUUUGUGGUUGAAUCUGUGCUUCAAAUUCACUGUUCAAGUUGGGGACCUUACAGAUAAUUGUAUGUGUGGGGUACACAGAUAGGAUAGUGAUUUUAAAAAAUCAUGUUAAACACUAUUAUUGCACACAGAUUGAGUCCAUGCAAUUUAUUACGUGAGGGGUUAAGCACAUUUAUAGUCCUGAACUUUAGGCUUGCCAUAACAAAAGGGUUGAGUACUUAUUGGCUCAAGACAUUUCAGCUUUUAAUUUGUAAUUAAUUUGUAAACAUUUCUAAAAACACAAUUCCACUUUGACAUUAUGGGGUAUUGUAUGUAGAUCGGUGACACAAUCUCAAUUUAAUCAAUUUUAAAUUCAGGCUGUAACACAACAAAAUGUGGAAAAAGUCAAGAGGUGUGAAUACUUUCUAAAGGCACUGUAACUGUACCCAUCGUUCGGUCCUUUGUCUUGUAGUGUGGACAGUGCCUGGAAGGAGCUGACCAACGUUCUCUCUGGGAUCUUCUGUGCCUCCCUGAAUUUCAUUGACUCCACCAACACGGUGCAGCCCAGUGCCUCAUUCAAGCCUCUAGGCUUGGGCAACGGUAAGGCUCCUCACACUCAGCAGAAUCUACAGUAGCUAGCCUACCUCUGAACUGAGAGCAGGGUCGUGUUCAUACAGCACCAGAGUGAAACAGAGAGGUACCAUCUGUAAUUGUCCAAUAAUAAACACUUUUCUACUGUGUGACAUAAUGAAUAUGACCCAGUGCCAACUAAUGCUUUGUUGUUAUGUCAAACUGAAAAGACAAUGCCAUGAGUCUUUACAGCAGGGGUGUGCAAUCCUAUGGCUGGUAUGGGGGGAGCUUUUGCUCGAGCCAAGCGGUAAAACACCUUAUUCAACUACCUAACUAAUCAUAUUCUUCAAUGAAGUCUUUGAGUAGUAGGAUCAGGUGUGCAUCUUGGCUAGAAUAUAAGCCUGCAAUCUUAACAGUCCUGGUGGGGUAAGAUUCCCACUCCUGAACAGAGAGCAGUGCUUUAGAACAGCCACAUUUCUGUCAUAUGUACUCAAAAGGAAUCCCAAAGAAGUUGGAUAGUUAACGAUGUGAAACACUACGGUACUGAUGUGUGAUUCUCCAUAAUACUAUGUUUUAUGUCUGGUUGUGAUGUCUCGUCUGUUGAUGUUGUCGUCUCAUGUACCUUGUAUGUGUCCUCUAAUCAGUGACAGACCAGCGCUUCCUCCGCUAUGCUGUGUUGCCGCGGGAGAUCGUCUGUACUGAGAACCUGACUCCGUGGAAGAAACUCCUUCCCUGCGGCUCCAAGGUACCUGUCUGUCUUACGUUUGAUGCUCUUGUCACAUCUAGCAAAGGCUUUAGACUUUAGUGCAAUAAAUCUGAAAUCUGCCACUACAACUAUGUGUACAAAGGCUUCUUUCUUCUUCUUCUUCUUCUUCUUCUUCUUGGCUUUGGGUGGUUAAUUUUGUCCUUUUAUUGUAGUUGACUUGUGAGUGUGUCAUGUGACAUGAUUAACCAUGUCGUGCAUGUUGCCCGUCUCCUUCCACUAGGCUGGUCUGGCAGUCCUGAUGAAGUCUGAGAAACUCUUCCACAGCAGCUUCCACUCCCAGGCUUUACACUUCAGACCUGUGUGUCAGGUAAUACAGUCUGUAGUGUACCUAUAUCUAUUAAAUGUAUUACUAUACUAAACUAUUAUAGCUACAUAGGUAUGAGGAAUACUACCACCUGCUGUUCAAAUGGGGUCAGCCAUAUCAAAGCUAUUUUGCGGGUUUGGGAUUUCAGAGUAAUGAUAUUUAGCCCAAGUUGUGCAGUUCUGCCACUUGAAUUGUGCUUAUUUGAAAAUGACAUCAUUAUUGCUUUAUACUGAACAAAAAUAUAAUCACAACAUGCAACAAUUUCAAGGAUUUUACUCAUAUAAGGAAAUCAGUAAAUUUAAAUAAAUGGACACUUGAAACCCCACCUCUUUAAGGAAUACCUGGGAUAGGAUAAAGUAAUCCUUCUACCCCCCCCUUACCCCCACCCCCCCCCCCCAAAAAAAAAUAACAUAUUGUAAAGUGGUUAUCCCACUGGCUAUAAGGUGAAUGCACCAAUUUGUAAGUCGCUCUGGAUAAGAGCGUCUGCUAAAUGACGUAAAUGUAAAUGUAAUUAGCCUCUAAUCUAUGGAUUCCACAUGACUGGGAAUACAGAUAUGCAUCUGUUGGUCACAGAUACCUUUAAAAAAAAGGUAGGGACGUGGAUCAGAAAACCAGUCAAUAUCUGGUCUGACCACCAUUUGCCUCAUGCAGCGCGACACAUCUCCUUCGCAUAGACUUGAUCAGGCUGUUGAUUGUGGCCUGUGGAAUGUUGUCCCACUCCUCUUCAAUGGCUGUGCUAAGUUGCUGGAAAUUGGCAGGAACUGCAACAAGCUGUCAUACACGUUCAUCCAGAGCAUCCAAAACAUGCUCAAUGGGUGACAUGUCUGGUGAGUAUGCAGGCCAUGGAAGAACUGGGACAUUUUCAGCUUCCAGGAAUUGUGUACAGAUCCUUGCGACAUGGGGCCGUGCAUUAUCAUCCUGAAACAUGAGGUGAUUGUGGUGGAUGAAUGGCACGACAAUGGGCCUCAAGAUCUCGUCAUGGUAUCUCUGUGCAUUCAAAUUGCCAUCAAUAAAAUGCGCACUGACAGUGCAAAUGCGCACUAUAUAUACAGUGCAUUUUGAAAGUAUUCAGACCCCUUGACUUUUUCCACAUUUUGUUACGUUACAGCCUUAUUCUAAAAUGUAUUAAAUUGUUUUUUCCCCUCAUCAGUCUACACACAAUACCCCAUAAUGACAACGCGAAAACAGGUUUUUAGACAUUUUUGCAAAGACACACACCUGUCUAUAUAAGGUCCCACAGUUGACAGUGCAUGUCAUAGCAAAAACCAAGCCAUGAGGUUGAAGGAAUUGUCCGUAAAGCUCUGAGACAGGAUUGUGUCGAGGUACAGAUCUGGUUAAGGGUACCAAAAAAUGUCUGCAGCAUUGAAGGUCCCCAAGAACACAGUGGCCUCCAUCAUUCUUAAAUGGAAGAAGUUUGGAACCACCAAGACUCUUCCUAGAGCUGGCCGCCUGGCCAAACUGAGCAAUCGGGGGAGAAGGGCCUUUGUCAGGGAGGUGACCAAGAACCUCCAGAGUUCCUCUGUGGAGAUGGGAGAACCUUCCAGAAGGACAAUCAUCUCUGCAACAGUCCACCAAUCAGGCCUUUAUGGUAGAGUGGCCAGACGGAAGCCACUCCUCAGUAAAAAGGCACAUGACAGCCCGCUUGGAGUUCGCCAAAAGGCACCUAAAGGACUCCCAGUCCAUGAGAAACAAAGAUUCUCUGGUCUGAUGAAACCAAGAUUGAACUCUUUGGCCUGAAUGCCAAGUGUCACGUCUGGAGGAAACCUGGUUCCAUCCCAACGGUGAAGCAUGGUGGUGGCAGCAUCAUGCUUUGUGGAUGUUUUUCAGCAGAAGGGACUGGGAGAAUAGUCAGGAUCAAGGGAAAGAUGAACGGAGCAAAGUACAGAGAUCCUUUAAAAAAACCUGCUCAAGACCUCAGACUGGGGCGAAGGUUCACCUUCCAACAGGACAACGACCCUAAGUACCCAGCCAAGACAACGCAGGAGUGGCUUCGGGUCAAGUCUCUGAAUGUCCUUGAGUGGCCCAGCCAUAGCCCGGACUUGAACCCAAUCGAACAUCUCUGGAGAGACCUGAAAAUAGCUGAGCAGCGACGCUCCCCACCCAACCUAACAGAGCUUGAGAGGCUCUGCAGAGAAGAAUGAGAGAAACUCCCCAAAUACAGGUUUGCCAAGCUUGUAGCGUCAUACCCAAGAAGACACAAGGCUGUAAUCACUGUCAAAGGUGCUUCAACAAAGUACUGAGUAAAGGGUCUGAAUACUUAUGUAAAUGUGAUAUUUCCGUUUUUUAUUUUUAGUACAUUUGCAAACAUUUCUAAAAACCUGUUUUUGCUUUGUUAUUAUGGGGUAUUGUGUGUAGAUUGUUGAGGGAGAAAAAACAAUUUUAAUCAAUUUUAGAAUAAGGCUGUAAUGUAAUAAAAUGUGGAAAAGGUAAAGGGGUCUGAAUACAUUCCGAAUGCACUGUAUUUAUAACAUUAUUGGUUGCAAGAAUUUUGUAUAAUUUGAAUAGAAAAACGUUGAAUCCAGUGUCGUUUUGUGUAUCAGUUCAUAAACGAUGUGCCAUUGAAUCAGUACAUCAAAAAUCUCUUCCCAUCUAUUUUGAAAUCUAUAUGGCACAACUGUCAAUUUUUUGGUCCUUAAAUGAAACUGAUAUACUUUUUUAUUUAUCACACAUUUCUUUAACCAAUUUUGGUCUUUAAUUCAGUGCCGACAGAUAAGGUCCUUACUUUCUCCCCCUUCCACUUGCCUCCACCAGUCCUAUUUAUGAUAUCAUUUACAAAGAUUAUACCGUUUUUAAACAUUGUUUUCCAAAACAUAUUGUUUAAAAAAAAUCAAUUAGUACAUUUGAGUUUAACCAUUUUAUAUUUGUUGCAAUAUUUGUUCUGUCUGUUCUGGUGGAUUAAACUGAAAUUGCAACCAACUUUCUAUGGCUUGUUUUAAAAAUAGUGAUAUUUUGGAGAUGAUUUUAAUUUUCAAAUAACCGAAAGUGAGAUGUUGUAAUCUGAGGUGAGACAUUCUUACUAAUCUGCUAGAGAACCAGUUCUGAUUUAAGGAUCACUUUUGUGUGACUGAAGCCUUUAGUGAGAGGUCUAAUGCUUUAAUAUUGAUUCAUUAUAUAAAUAGGCCCGUUUAAUUUUGUCUGGUAAUUGUAGUGAGAUCAUUACUUUCUUUUGGGUUAUGAAAUAAGCUUUUGUGCGUAUGGAAAAUGUCUGGGAUCUUUAUUUCAGCUCAUGAAACAUUGGACCAACACAUGUUGCGUUUAUAUUUUUGUUCAGUGUAGUUGGUCGUAGUCAUUUUUGAAUGUAAGAGUGUAGGAAUAGAGAAUCUUUGUUCAUUGUCUCACUGUCUUCAUUGUCUCAAAAACGAAAUCACUGGUUUCUCCUUCUGUCCUACAUCAUUCCAUCCUAUCCGAAUCCCAUUUGAUAGCCUGUCACUGUUGAUGAGCCCCAGCCUUGAUAUGACACUCUACUGUUGUUUCAGGACUGGAAGUGCAAAUCCACAGUGUGGGAGCUGAGACAGACACUGAACGUGGUGUUCGACCUUCACACCUCUGGCCAGGGCAAACGAGGUGAAACACCUCUCCACAUUCAGUAUUGCACCCCUUUCACACACCUAAGCUGAGCCGAUUUGUAUUGCACUGGCCUGUUUAUGCAUCCACCAUAUAGUUGCUGGAAACAUAAAGAAAAAGAACAGAGCCAGCACAAUACGGUUCAGGUCGGCAUGAUAGUGUGAAAAGGGUGCAAGUAAUUUCGCCUCACUAUUGCUAAAACACUAGGCUUGAACGGUAUACCAUAUAUACUGUAUACUGGGGUAUUUGGAAAAAAACACAGGAUGGUUUUUCAAUACUGUCAACUAUUUAUUUGAAGUUUUUCAAUAAAUGUGAAUAUUUGUAACUACUUUUUAAGUAAAUACCUGCAGUCGACUUGUGCAAUAAAUUAGGAGAUAAAGCAGAUUGCGUUCUUAAUUUCACCUGUCACAUUAUUUCACAUUAUGAAGCUUACCGGUAGCUCGUGAGUCCAGCUGUGUAUUUGGUUUAACUUGCUAGUGGCUGAAUUAAUAAUGAGAUUGGGCAUCAUAUAGUGUUAGCUUUCUGCCGUGUUUGAGAAGUCAAAGCGCUUUGGAUGAGUUAUCUGUACUGCUGCUACUGCUUUUAUCUUGAUUUCCUUGUGUUGAUUGCCCCCUCUUCUCUGAGCAGAGCAGGCAGGCCCGUAGCUCCAGAGCCAGUACUAUUCUUCCUUCAGACAAGCAUGCGUCAAAACUUUGUUAUUUUGCACAAUGUCUCUCGUUCACAUUUGCUUGUAAAUGUCCAAACUCACCAAACAUGACAUUCGGUAGCUCCUACCUACACUUGUAUAAACGUUCUGAGCUGGAUUGCCUGUCUUUGCAAUUUAGUUUAUUUUCAAAUGUUGUUAGCAUUCUGGUAAUGGUCGCCCCCUGUGGGCUUAAAAAAAUGUUUUGCGCCCCUUGUGUACUAAGACGGUAAUACCGUAAAUCCCGGCAUAAGAGAAGGACAGUAUGAUGAUAUAAAAAUCUGGAUACCGCCCAACCCUAGUAGGUGUAUUUGCCUGCUAGCUGGUUGUUACAAAGCAAAAAAGGCAUGUUUUUCAAAUAAAAUAAAACUUUAUUUAAAGUGCAUUUUAAAGUUGCAACACACAUUACAGUAAAACAAUAAAAUGAACGAAAUAAAGAACAAACAACUUUUCAUAUAAAAGUUGUUUAUGUCUAAUGCGGUGUACAGACAUUGACCUUUCUGUGCUCCUUAAAAAGACGGUUCACUACCUUUUUAAAUACAAAAAGGGGCCAAGAUGAAUGCGAUGCUAUGUAUAUGAUGUUAUGAUGGUGAUGUUGGUUAUUGGGUGUUUCGUCAGAGUGGUCCCUGUUCAAGAUGUUCUCUCGCACCCUGACUGAAGCCUGCCCGCUGGCCUCCUCCAGUAAAGUAUACGUGGACGUCACAGACAACCCUCAGGUCAGCAACUUUACAUUACUGACUUUACAUGACUGCUAACUUUACCCAACUCCACAUUCUAUUUAGUUAGCAGACAAUCUUACUCUUGAGUGCAUACACAUUAUUGUUCAUUCAUUGAUUUGUGAAUCAAUGUUUGUCUGUAUUUGUAUAUGCAUGCUUGCGCACAUGUGUGUGAUUUGUUAACUCUAAAACAUCAGAAAACACUAUGGAGAAGUGUCAUUCUAUGGUAAUUAUGCAGGCAAGUGUUGUUGUUAUUGUGUUUCCCCUACAGGGAGAGCUGUUUGAGCUUAGCCCAACCACUCCCCUGCUCAGCCAGGCUGUGGUGCUUGGGGACCGGAGGACCUACUCGGUCUACGACCUCACUAACCAGGCCACGUUCGGACAGACGCGCUCCCUCAACAUGCUGCUGCGCUGGAGAGCAGCCGAGAGUGGUGAGUGACAUGUAAAGAACACAACACGUGGGCUGCAUUUAAUUCCAGAAAAUAUGUUUGUUCCGUCGACUGUCUGUUCACUUCCCUUCACAGAUUGGUUGUUGCUGUUACACAAGUGGAAUAAGGAACAAUCCCUAUUCGUCUUGUAUAAUUACAAACACUGCUCAACCCCAUUACUAUGCAAUUAUUAUGCAGUUCCUAAAGUACUAAGAAACGGCAUGUUAAUACAAUGUUACUAGUGUCAUUUGCAGUUACUGCUAGGGUUGUUGCGGUGACCGUAUUACCACCACACCGGCGGUCACGAGUGAGUCAUGAAGGCAGUCAAAUUCCACGUGACUGUUUAGUCACGGUAACUAGUCUUCUCCAAGCUCUGAUGCUGCUGAUGGUCAUUAGUAGCCUACCAAACUUGCUAACUGCCUGGUACUCAGCACUCUAUUGUCCCUCUAAUCACUCUGACAUCAAUGCAAAUGUUUUCGAAAAUAUAAUCAAACACUUAAUGAGAGCCCAUGAGCUCAUGUUGCGCAACAUUUCUAUAGGCUAUGCAAUUGCACGAGAAAACAGAGUGAUGGCCUCUACUAAAAAGAGGAGGAUCCCAUCAGCUUUCUAUAGGCUAGGCCUACUAUAUUUAUUUCUCAACUUUCCUAAUAUUAAGCACAUUGCUGGCAUGAAAAUGAACCACGGGAAAAGCGUCCUCCAUUCACUAUUUUAAGUGCCCCUGUUUUGAGACAGGUGCAUGAUAAUGGUCCAUUCUAAAUCAAAAGAAAUGUCACACAUACAGUGGGGAGAACAAGUAUUUGAUACACUGCCGAUUUUGCAGGUUUUUCUACUUACAAAGCAUUUAGAGGUCUGUAAUUUUUAUCAUAGGUACACUUCAACUGUGUGAGACGGAAUCUAAAACAAAGAUCCAGAAAAUCACAUUGUAUGAUUUUUAAGUAAUUAAUUUGCAUUUUAUUGCAUGACAUAAGUAUUUGAUCACCUACCAACCAGUAAGAAUUCCGGCUCUCACAGACCUGUUAGUUUUUCUUUAAGAAGCCCUCCUGUUCUCCACUCAUUACCUGUAUUAACUGCACCUGUUUGAACUCGUUACCUGUAUAAAAGACACCUGUCCACACACUCAAUCAAACAGAAUCCAACCUCUCCACAAUGGCCAAGACCAGAGAGCUGUGUAAGGACAUCAGGGAUUAAAUUGUAGACCUGCACAAGGCUGGGAUGGGCUACAGGACAAUAGGCAAGCAGCUUGGUGAGAAGGCAACAACUGUUGGCGCAAUUAUUAGAAAAUGGAAGAAGUUCAAGAUGACGGUCAAUCACCCUCGGUCUGGGGCUCCAUGCAAGAUCUCACCUCGUGGGGCAUCAAUGAUCAUGAGGAAGGUUGAGGGAUCAGCCCAGAACUACACGGCAGGACCUGGUCAAUGACCUGAAGAGAGCUGGGACCACAGUCUCAAAGAAAACCAUUAGUAACACACUACGCCGUCAUGGAUUAAAAUCCUGCAGCGCACGCAAGGUCCCCCUGCUCAAGCCAGCGCAUGUCCAGGCCCGUCUGAAGUUUGCCAAUGACCAUCUGGAUGAUCCAGAGGAGGAAUGGGAGAAGGUCAUGUGGUCUGAUGAGACAAAAAUAGAGCUUUUUGGUCUAAACUCCACUCUCCAUGUUUGGAGGAAGAAGAAGGAUGAGUACAACCCCAAGAACACCAUCCCAACCGUGAAGCAUGGAGGUGGAAACAUCAUUCUUUGGGGAUGCUUUUCUGCAAAGGGGACAGGACGACUGCACCGUAUUGAGGGGAGGAUGGAUGGGGCCAUGUAUCGCGAGAUCUUGGCCAACAACCUCCUUCCUUCAGUAAGAGCAUUGAAGAUGGGUCGUGGCUGGGUCUUCCAGCAUGACAACGACCCGAAACACACAGCCAGGGCAACUAAGGAGUGGCUCCGUAAGAAGCAUCUCAAGGUCCUGGAGUGGCCUAGCCAGUCUCCAGACUUGAACCCAAUAGAAAAUCUUUGGAGGGAGCUGAAAGUCCGUAUUGCCCAGCGACAGCCUCGAAACCUGAAGGAUCUGGAGAAGGUCUGUAUGGAGGAGUGGGCCAAAAUCCCUGCUGCAGUGUGUGCAAACCUGGUCAAGACCUACAGGUUUUGUACCAAAUAUUAAGUUCUGCUUUUCUGAUGUAUCAAAUACUUAUGUCAUGCAAUAAAAUGCAAAUUAAUUACUUAAAAAUCAUACAAUGUGAUUUUCUGGAUUUUUGUUUUAGAUUCCGUCUCUCACAGUUGAAGUGUACUUAUGAUAAAAAUUACAGACCUCUACAUGCUUUGUAAGUAGGAAAACCUGCAAAAUCAUCGGCACUGUAUCAAAUACUUGUUCUCCCUACUGUAUAUUAUUUAGUAUAUGUAAAGACAAGAUUGAAUCAAGAAUAGUCUGAUGGGUGACAAUAUUAGCCUAUCACUUGGGAAUGAUAUAUUAUCACUUGUGAAUGAUGCCCAGCAUAAGAAACAAUGCCUUUUUUUGUGAAUUUUUCGAAUCAUAGUCGCAAACCUCAUGUAGCCUAGCCCAUAGGCCUAUAUGUUUUAAUAAGGUUUGUAUCAUAACUAAAGUGGCCAAAUAACUUCUUAAAAUUAAGCACAUUAAUCCGCUUUACAAGGGGUGUAGAGCCUAACUGGCAUACAUAAGUGGCGCGUGAGUUUCAAGUUUGAAGAUAAUUUUCACCAUAAAAAUGCACCUUUAUAAUAAAAGCAUUACAUGCAUAAUCGCAAUGGGAAAUGUUCGCUUAAAGCCUUCUGCUGUGUGCAUUGCUGCGCUUAUAAUGUGAAGAAAUAGCCUAAUAGUUUAUCAACAUUUUAAGUCUCAUUACGUAAAAAAGUUUUUUAUGCUUGUGGUUGUAUUAAUUUGGGAUCUAUCGCAUCCCACAACUGUCCCAGACUAUGAUUGGAAUAUUUAUUUAUCUCAGAAUAGAAUAGGUCAACUUUUGUACUAUUGGGGAUAGUAGAUUGACAUAGGCUAGUGCUUUUGCUGUUUGUUAGGCCUACUCAUCUGGUUGGCUGACGAAAAGUAAAUGUGGACAGUUCUUCCAAUAUCUUCAAUAUGCACCGCGGAAUUUGAUAAUUAUGCACGCAGUUGUGUCCCCGAUGUGUCUGUCUUCACUUGUAGCCUGUGAGAAAGACCUGAUCACCUGAUGAGAGCGGUGUGAGCGAGAUGAGAGAUGCUUCGGAGUGGGCAGCAUUUAGGAAGAAGAGCUGCAAAAGGCAUGGAUUUUUUUAGGGUGCAUUAUGGCCACACAAAGGGGUUACCACUGGGAAAUUGGAGGCAUUAUCAAGUGCUUCUCAAAUUGUGAUUGAGAGACUGACAAAGUGUGUACAGCCAGCGCAAAAAAACUAAGCAGAGCUCAUGCCUUUCAAGCGACUUUUUUCAAAUCAUCUUUGGAGUUGCAUCAUGCAGCCUUGCAAUGUAUUAAAAAUCAAAACAUAUAGCCCAACGUUUGUAGAACAACUAAAGUUACAUUAACUCUAAAUUAAGCAUAUAAGAGUACCUAUUUCUUUGUUAACAGCUCAACACAGAAUAGCCGCAUGUGCGCGCUCCCACAAAUCGUUUGGAGAAAAUAUCCUUUCUAUUUUAUUCAGCUUUGUUCAAUUGUAUUCUUCAUACUAUAAAUAAUAUAAAAUAAUGCCACAGAAUUCUAAGCAAAUCUUGUCUGCUGAAUUAACUAGUGUAGCCCACAGCCAUGUGGCAUAGCCAGAUCAGGACCUAACUCAGAGUAUGCUAUUCUGUUCUUCUGAAAUAGACUACAUUUUCUUCCUAUCAUGCUUCUUUAGACCUGUCUAAAAUAAUUUGUGAAGGUGUAGGCUAUAUUACAUGGAUUUAUUUGACUUUUUGAAAUGUAGAUGUUCCAAAGGUCAGCAUCAGUGGCUUGUAGGCUAUGUGUGGAAGCCAGGAGAUGCUAAAUGUGUUUAUGUUAAGUAAAGGUAAAUUACCUUGAGACCGACCAGUUAUUUGCUUGACAAUCACCGGCUGACGAAAUUUCGUGACCGCAACAGCCCUAGUUACUACACAGUAAGAUCAGGUAAUGUAAGUGUUACCGAAAAAAGGGAAAACAUUUGUGAUAUGAAUGAAUUUCCAUGUAGGGCAUAUAAAAUGGUGUCUGUGUAAAAUUGACCAUAGAAAUUAUAUUUCUAUUCUAGUUAUUCUAAUUCUAUGAUUGACCAUAUGAAUGCUCCCUCCUUCCCUGUCCCCAGGAGACAUGCUGCGUCCCCUACUGCAUGGAGAGCGCUACGUGGCCGGCUACGGGCUGCAGACGGGAGAGAUCCACACCCUGAUGUACAACAACCAUCCGUACCGGGCCUUCCCUGUCCUCCUACUAGAGACUGUGCCCUGGUACCUGCGCCUCUACAUCCACACGCUCACCGUCACCAGCAAGGGGCGUGACAACAAACCCAGUGAGUUGUUCAGUGCUGCUGCUCACCUGCUGACACUGUUCCACCUAGGCCUGAUAUGAAUGUCAGCUACCUAUUGAUAGCUGUUGAGGGAAAGGUCAUUUCUUCCCACAUGGGGGAGCACAUGCUUCUGUAUCAUAAAGCCUCAUGCAGCCACUGAAUGUGCCUGAUAUAAAAUGUAAUAUUGUGAAGAGAACUUGAAAGAGGCUUCAUACAGUGCCUUCCGAAAGUAUUCAUAACCCUUGACUUAUUCCACAUGUUGUUAUGUUACAGCUUAUUCUAAAAUGGAUUAAAUAAAUAAAAAUCCUCAGCAAUCUUCACACAAUACUGCAUAAUGACAAAGCGAAAACAGAUUUUUAGAAAUUUAGCUAAUUUAUCAAAUAAAAAAAUCUGACCCUUUGCUAUGAGACUCAAAAUUGAGCUCAGGUGCAUCCUGUUUCCAUUGAUCAUCCUUGAGAUGUUUCUACAACUUGAUUGGAGUCCACCUGUGGUAAAUUAAAUUGAUUGGACAUGAUUUGGAAAGGCACACACCUGUCUAUAUAAGGUCCCACAGUUGACAGUGCAUGUCAGAGCAAAAACCAAGCCAUGAGAUCGAAGUAAUUGUCCGUAGAGCUCCAAAAAGGAUUGUGUCGAGGCACAGAUGUAGGGAAGGGUACCAUAAAAUGUCUACAGCAUUGAAGGUCCCCAAGAACACAGUGGCCUCCAUAAUUCUUAAAUGGAAGAAGUUUGGAACCACCAAGACUCUUCCUAGAGCUGGCCACCCGGGGCAAACUGAGAAAUCGUGGGAGAAGGUCCUUGGUCAGGGAGGUGACCAACAACCCAAUUGUCACUCUGACAGAGCUCUAGAGUUGCUCUGUGGAGAUGGGAGAACCUUCCAGAAGGACAACCAUCUCUGCAGCACUCCACCAAUCAGGCCUUUAUGGUAGCGUGGCCAGACGGAGGCCACUCCUCAGUAAAAGGCACAUGACAGCCCGCUUGGAGUUUGCCAAAAGGCACCUAAAGAUUAUCUGGUCUGAUGAGACCAAACUUCACGUCUAGAGGAAACCUAGUACCAUCCUUACGGUGAAGCAUGGUGGUGGCAGCAUCAUGCUGUGGGGAUGUUUUUCAGCGGCAGGGAUUGGGAGACUAGUCAGGAUCGAGGGAAAGAUGAACGGAGCAAAGUACAGAGAGAUCCUUGAUCAAAACCUGCUCCAGAGCACUCAAGACCUCAGACUGGGGUGAAUGUUCACCUUCCAACAUGACAAUGACCCUAAGCACACAGCUAAGACAACGCAAGAGUGGCUUUGUGACAACUCUCUGAAUGUCCUUGAGUGGCCCAGCCAGAGCCCGGACUUGAACCUGAUCGAACAUGUCUGGAGAGACCUGAAAAUAGCUGUGCAGCGACAUUCCCCAUCCAACCUGAUAGAGCUUGUGAGAAUCUGCAGAGAAGAAUGGGGAAAAACUCACCAAAUACAGCUGUGCCAAGCUUGUAGCGUCAUACCCAAGAAGAUUCGAGGCUGUAAUCGCUGCCAAAGGUGCUUCAACAAAGAACUGAGUAAAGGGUCUGAAUACUUAUGUAAAUGUGAUAUAUUUUUGUAUUUUUUGAAUAUGUACAAAUUCCAAAAACCUGUUUUCGCUUUGUCAUUAUGAGGUAUUUUGUGUAGAUUGAUGACGAAAAAGAAAUAAUGUAAUGAAUUUUUAGAAUAUGGCUGUAACGUAACACAAUGUGGAAAAAGUCAAGCGGUCUGAAUACUUUCCGAAUGCACUGUAGUUUCAUUCAAUCAAUGAAUAAAUCAAAGUUCAAUGUUGGUGUUGUUUUCCCCUUCAUGGUAUGAGGAGUGAUAGCUCAUAAACUGAAGAGAACUUCAAUGAGAAGAUUGAUUGGCUUCUUUCUCUCGUUGGAUAUGUUUCACACCUUUCCAAUUCAGACUCAAAAUGGGGACUUCAUUAUCAUAAUGUGGGAUGUGAUGGGUAUAUGGUCUUCUCUAUACGCAAAAGAAAAUUGUAAUGGAAUACAGGAAACAAAAAUCUCAACCUACAGCGGUCAAAUGAUUUGGCUAAAUAGAAGCAAGCACCAAAAGCUUGUGAAAGCUUAAUUACAAUAUUAUUGGGAAUAUGUCCAUGAUAAAAACAAAGAGAAUGGAAUGUAAUUGGAUAAAUUACAGAAAAGUUAGUUGAGAAUGAUGCAGCGUGUGGAUCGCUAUUUCUAAAAUCAAUAUGGACAGCGCCCGGUGCUUGAAGUUGAAUAGGCAAAUUGACUAACAAGGGGGCUUUGUUGGAGCACUAUUUAAGAAAGAAGAGGUAGGCUUACCGAUUUGACAGACGCAAUUAUGUUACCCAUAUAUUUGUCGGUAGGCCUAUAGCUAUUUCCUCCUUUCUGCGUCGACUCGGACCUCAUGUCUGGGGUGGAAAAUCUACUUCUGAAAGUACCAUGCUGAUAUUCAUAAUGACAUCUCAGAUUGAAUUAUUUGCAAACAGUGACAGUUUAGUUCCAAACAAGACACACUAGUUUGUCAUUGGAGAAACACUGUACAAUUAAUAUAUUUUAAUAGAGUAGGUAGGCCUAUUAACAUAAUUAUUGGUGAUUUUACCACUGUAAUCAGAUCGACAGUUUUAUAUUGUCAUUGAAUUGAUUAGUCCACUAACUACGUGUUAAAUGUGUAGUGUAACUUAUUGUGUAGGGCUAUGAAUUGGGCAGCUAGUAGGCUAUUUGCUAAUAGGCUAAUUAUGUUCAGCCCACUGACUAGUUACAAGCUCAGGAACAAAUUGGCUGGAGGCCAAACCUAGUUGCCAACCCCCGUAUAUUGUAAAUUCAAUCACCACCAUCAUCAUCAUCAUCAUCAUUCAGAUCAUUCAAACGUGUGGAUAUAGGCCUAGUACUAAACUUGAAGAACUCGUGGUUGUCUCUGUGAAAUUAUGUAGUUGCUCACCAGUGCGUUCUUGAAGAGGAAACUAGGUUACAAUGUAGCCUAACAAUAUCGCUCGCAAACGGCACAGAUGUGCGAUUUUUAUUGCUAUAUAGCACUGGUCCUCUUACAUUUUAAUUCCAGUUUGCAUAUCACAGUAUUUAAGCGCAUAUCGGAUGGUCUGCUCUGCCCAUAAGUCACACCAAGCAUAGGGUCCCUAUAAGUUUGAAAUUUAAAAAAAUUGUCCUAUUGAAAAAACGGACAUAGCUCUCCAAUUCCGUCUGAUGUGUAUAUAUAUAAUGUAUUACAUGAAUUUAAAUAAUGUUUUAAUGCCAUCUUUUCACCCUGCUCCGUGUAGUCAAUGUAUUCCAUUUAAAAUGUGGCUCCCAGUGCGGCUAGUUCCGGGGCUAUUAUGACGUAUCUGACAGUUCCUUCUCUGUAUGUUCCUAGGGCAAGUGCAGGGGUGUUGCCUAGCAACACAUGCCUCAGCGGGAGACAAGGUCUGCAUAUUCCCAUGAUUUGUGAAUCUAUUCGGACAGAACAGCUAGCGCGACAGCUAAAUUGGCUUUGAAAAAAUAUGAUUUCAGCUAAUAGGGAGAAGUAGCUAACAAAAUAACUACAGUGGCUUGCGAAAGUAUUCACCCCCUUGGCAUUUUUCUUAUUUUGUUGCCUUACAACCUGGAAUUAAAAUUGAUUUUUUGGGGGUUUGUAUCAUUUGAUUUACACAACAUGCCUACCACUUUGAAGAUGCAAAAUAUUUUUUCUUGUGAAACAAACAAGAAAUAAGACAAAAAAAACAGAACUUCAGCAUGCAUAACUAUUCACCCCCCCAAAGCCAAUACUUUGUAGAGCCACCUUUUGCAGAAAUUACAGCUGCAAGUCUCUUGGGGUAUGUCUCUAUAAGCUUGGCACAUCUAGCCACUGGGAUUUUUGCCCAUUCUUCAAGGCAAAAACUGCUCCAGAUCCUUCAAGUUGGAUGGGUUCCGCCGGUGUACAGCAAUCUUUAAGUCAUACCACAGAGGUCUGGGCUUAGACUAGGCCAUUCCAAGACAUUUAAAUGUUUCCCCUUAAACCACUCGAGUGUUGCUUUAGCAGUAUGCUUACGGUCAUUGUCCUGCUGGAAGGUGAACCUCCGUCCCAGUCUCAAAUCUCUGGAAGACAGAAACCGGUUUCCCUCAAGAAUUUCCCUAUAUUUAGCGCCAUCCAUCAUUCCUUCAAUUCUGACCAGUUUCCCAGUCCCUGCCGAUGAAAAACAUCCCCACAGCAUGAUGCUGCCACCACCAUGCUUCACUGUGGGGAUGGUGUUCUCAGGGUGAUGAGAGGUGUUGGGUUUGCCACAGACAUAAACUCAGCAAAAAAAUAAACAUUCUCUCACUGUCAACUGCAUUUAUUUCAGCAAACUUAACAUGUGUAAAUAUAUGUAUGAACAUAACAAGAUUCAACAACUGAGACAUAAACUAAACAAGUUCCACAGACAUGUGACUAACAGAAAUUGAAUAAUGUGUACCAGAACAAAGGGGGGGUCAAAAUCAAAAGUAACAGUCAGUAUCUGGUGUGGCCACCAGCUGCAUUAAGGACUGCAGUGCAUUUCCGCAUGUACCGCACCAGAUUUGCCAGUUCUUGCUGUGAGAUGUUACCCCACUCUUCCACCAAGGCACCUGCAAGUUCCCGGACAUUUCUGGGAGGAAUGGCCCUAGCCCUCACCCUCCGAUCCAACAGGUCCCAAACGUGCUCAAUGGGUUUGAGAUCUGGGCUCUUCGCUGGCCAUGGCAGAACACUGACAUUCCUGUCUUGCCAUUUGGCUAACACCAAACGUGUUUGCUUAUUUUUUUCUUUAAGCAAUGGCUUUUUUCUGGCCACUUCCGUAAAGCCCAGCUCUGUGGAGUGUACGGCUUGAAGUGGUCCUAUGAACAGAUACUCCAAUCUCCGCUGUGGAGCUUUGCACCUUCAGGGUUAUCUUUGGUCUCUUUGUUGCCUCUCUGAUUAAUGCCCUCCUUGCCUGGUCCGUGAGUUUUGGUGGGCGGCCCUCUCUUGGCAGGUUUGUUGUGGUGCCAUAUUCUUUCCAUUUUUUUUAUAAUGGAUAUAAUGGUGCUCUGUGGGAUGUUCAAAGUUUCAGAUAUUUUUUUAUAACCCAACCCUGAUCUGUACUUCUCCACAACUUUGUCCCUGACCUGUUUGGAGAGCUCCUUGGUCGUCAUGGUGCUGCUUGCUUGGUGGUGCCCCUUGCUUAGUGGUGUUGCAGACUCUGGGGCCUUUCAGAACAGGUGUAUAUAUACUGAGGUCAUGUGACAGAUCAUGUGACACUUAGAUUGCACACAGGUGGACUUUCUUUAACUAAUUAUGUGACUUCUGAAGGUAAUCGGUUGCACCAGAUCUUAUUUAGGGGCUUCAUAGCAAAGGGGGUGAAUACAUAUGCACGCACCUCUUUUCCGUUAUAUUUUUUUUUUCAUUUCACUUCACCAAUUUGGACUAUUUUGUGUAUGUCCAUUACAUGAAAUCCAAAUAAAAAUCCAUUUAAAUUACAGGUUGUAAUGCAACAAAAUAGGACAAAUGCCAAGGGGGAUGAAUUCGUUAGCAAGGCACUGUACAUUAUGGCAUUCACUAAUCAUCUCUAUUUACUUAAAAUUAAUGUGGGUACAAUUGUGGACAAAAUUCUUACUUACCUAACGUUUAAGUUGAUAAUUUUAUGGGAGAAGUUUUUGUAUAAGCCAUUGGGUUUCUCACCUCUCCUGCACUUAUGUAUUAUUUUACUAUCACCAUUAGGGCUGUGACGUUUUUUGUAUAACCGUGUAAUAAAUGAUUAUGGAUGAAGACCGUGAUUGUUGUUUUAAAAUCAACUUCAUAUUCAAGUCGGCAAACUUUACCCUAAAGAAGCAAAUCAAAAGGAACCCUGGUUUAUAUCUAACAGCUGAUUAUAAGGAGAGAAACCCGGCCAUAAGGAAAAACCCGGCCAUAAAAAAAGAUGACACGUGCGGUUGAGUCCGUUUCCACGUUAACAUGGACUCUUUACAACGUCAUGAAACUUUGCUGCUCAGCAAGGUGUUGUAGCAAACACAUCUUCGGUUACGCAGGAGCGUAGGAGAGGAAAAAAAUAGUACAAAUAAAUAUAUCGUAAUUGCUAUUCGACCGAUUUUAUAAUGGUGACUGCGGUCAUUUGGCUGAUAAAUAACCUUCAUCCGUUUCCACGUUAACAUGGACUCUUUACAACGUCAUGAAACUUUGCUGCUCAGCAAGGUGUUGUAGCAAACACAUCUUCGGUUGCCUAGGUUACGCAGGAGCGUAGGAGAGGAAAAAAAUAGUAAAAAUAAAUAUAUCGUAAUUGCUAUUCGACCGAUUUUAUAAUGGUGACUGCGGUCAUUUGGCUGAUAAAUAACCUUCAUCCAAAAUUCCAUGACCUUCACAACCCUAGUCAUCGUUUUACUUGUCUUUCAUUGUUGUGCAAAUAUAUAAAUACAAUUUCUCUCUCCCCUCUUCUCUACCUAGGCUACAUUCACUACCAGCCGUCCAAGGACCGCCUUCGGCCCCACCUGCUGGAGAUGCUGGUCCAGAUGCCCCCUAACUCUGUGACCGAGGUGACCGUGCAGUUUGAGAGGGCACUCCUCAAGUGGACCGAGUACACCCCCGACCCCAACCACGGCUUCUACGUCGGGUACAACUUGACUUUGACUUUAUUGAGUCAUGUUAACUUUUUACAGAAACUGAAAAAGGGCAAUGCUAUGGGUCAAGUUCUGUACUCUAUCCAUCUGUGUCUAAUGAAAUGCAAACUGACCGAAAUGUUACAUAUAAAUACAUUUUUCAUGUUUGCCUAGUGCUGUCAAAGCUUUUAUAAGUGCCCUUUGCUCUUCAAUUCUGAAUGAAGAUAGGGCCAUGGCUGAAAUUGAGAUACUACUUGCUUGUGGUCUCUAGAUGUCCAGGUUUGCAGUAGAAGAUGUUUGAUUAAAUGUUGUCCCUCGCUUCAGGUCUUCUGUUAUCAGCGCUCUUGUGCCCAGUGUCGUUGCCAUGGAUACCAACAGCACUCGGGAAUGCCCACUUUUCAGCAGCUUGUGAGUAAUGAGGCAGUUUUUUUUAAAGGAGUGGUUGAGCACUUACAUAGUAGUUGUCUACUAUGUAAGUGAGGUAAUGCAAUUUGAAUGCAUCCCAAGUAAAAUCCUCUUUAAAAGUGGUGUACCAUUCCUCAAUUCCAUGGAAUUGACCCCAAACUCUCAUAGGUAAUAAUAAUAAUAAUAAUACAUUUCAUUUGAAUACCACUUUUCUUUACAGAGGAAUAUCACUAGCUCUACAUUGGCAAAAAUAAAGACAUUCAAUUUUAAAUAUGAAACUAAAUUUUUUACAUUAAACAUACCUCAUCUCGUCUGUCUUCCCAGUUUCCCCUGUAAAGAGGAGUCCAGUUACUUCAUGCGGGUCUACACGGAGCCCUUGCUGGUGAACCUGCCCACCCCUGAUUUCAGCAUGCCCUACAACGUCAUCUGCCUCACUUGCACCGUGGUGGCCGUGGGUUACGGCUCCCUCUACAACCUCCUGACCCGCAACUUCCAGGUGGAGGAGCCCAGCCCGGGCCUGGCCAAACGGCUAGCCAACAUAAUCCGCAGGCUACGGGGUGUGCCACUGCUGUGAUGAGCCAGAAUGCUAACUUAAACAACAACAACAACAGCAGAGGUCAGUGGCUACACCACUUGGGAACUGUGACCAUAAGUUUCAGGAAGAUACCGCUUUAAGCGCUGGAAACUUCGAAAAAAAUUAAUUAAAAAAUAACUCUACGUUUCUGUUUCGUGAAGGAUAAAGGAGUUGAUGAACAAUGAAGUGUCAUGGAUUCGAUGGACGUUGAAGGCUUUUUCUUGCCCGUGAGAAGCAAAAAAGGGUGGCCUUUCUUUAGUGCACUACUGCUGUUCUAAUUAAACAGGGAAUCACGCAUUUAAGGCAGGAAACAAAGUGUUUGCGCCUGGGUUUCAUUGGAGACAGUUGGCUGCAAGCUCAUUGUUGGUUACUGGAAAAAGUAAUUGUCUGUUAUAGAUCACAAGGAAGCCAUUGCUCUGAGAUCUCAGAGUCUCAGAGUAUGAGUGCUGAUCUA
Molecule: messenger RNA, 25553 nt
Organism: Coregonus sp. 'balchen'
Lineage: Eukaryota; Metazoa; Chordata; Actinopteri; Salmoniformes; Salmonidae
Source: the annotation of a GenBank genome assembly